AUGUCAUCCAUAGACGUCGAUUACUCCUCCGACAAGACGACGGUGGUGCUAAAACGCAACUCCAAGCCAUUCGUCGACGACGACACUGCCAACAUGGAGGAUCGGACGAAUGACUCGCAAAAGCGCAACGAGGCCCAGGGCCUCGAGCUGGCCAGCAUGACAACUACCCCGAAUGCCCAGCCGGCGCCCUACUCCCUCAUGGGGUUGCGUGACGCCUUCCAUCCCCCGAGUCCCUUUCCACAACCGGUGUGGUACCCUCCCCACGAGCUGGAAAAACACUUGCCCUCGGAGGGGUCCCGGCCAGAAAACUUCGGCGUGGUAGUCCCGGGCGUCUACCGGAGUAGUUUCCCGCAGACGGCGGACUACGCGUUCAUCCAGCGGCUGGGUUUGAAGACGAUCGUCACGCUGGUGCGCAAGGACUUUCCCGAGGGCUACGACGACUUUUUGCGGGCAAACGGCAUCCGACAUUGCGUCUUCGACAUGAAGGGUACUAAGAAGGAAAGCAUCCCGUUGAAGACGAUGAAGUCCAUUCUACGGACGGUGCUAGAUCGCAGGAAUCAUCCUCUGUUAGUGCAUUGUAACCAUGGAAAGCACCGCACCGGCUGCGUCAUCGGUGUCGUUCGCAAGCUUUCUGGUUGGGAUGUCAGUAGCAUCAUCAGCGAGUACAAGGCCUAUGCCGAGCCUAAAGCCCGCGAGUGCGACAUACAGUACCUGAGCGCAUUCGAGACCGCUGAGCUGUCGAAUCUUUUCCAGGAGACUCCGUCACCGACGUCACCCACUGCAGCGCCCCUCCCUUUCUGGUCCACGCCCUCACAGCCACAGGGACAGGCGCAGCUGCACAACGACUAUUGCUAUUCGCAAUCGCAGCAGCAACCCUCGGUGUUCUACUCCUCCUCCUACCCCUAUUCGUAUGCGAGUCCCCCCUCAAGCGUCCAACAUGGAGGAGGGUUUAUCCGCGCGACUCUUUUCGCCUUCAUGAUGCUGCUCGUGUUUUGGGCCACAGGGCUGCAGAUGUCGUCGACGUCGUCGCGCGAGCCGAAGGGGUGA
This is a messenger RNA of Thermochaetoides thermophila DSM 1495, 1047 nucleotides long. Its product is annotated as tyrosine phosphatase-like protein. The record is from RefSeq and is a predicted model, not a curated record. The transcript has 2 exons. NCBI's taxonomy places the organism in Eukaryota, Fungi, Ascomycota, Sordariomycetes, Sordariales, Chaetomiaceae. Gene Ontology annotation, cellular component: cytoplasm. Bases 1 to 1047 code for a protein of 348 amino acids. Gene Ontology annotation, biological process: protein dephosphorylation. Gene Ontology annotation, molecular function: phosphatase activity; inositol diphosphate tetrakisphosphate diphosphatase activity.